Messenger RNA from Acipenser ruthenus (sterlet), 4528 nucleotides. Its product is annotated as lymphocyte activation gene 3 protein-like. Gene Ontology annotation, cellular component: acrosomal membrane. Lineage: Eukaryota; Metazoa; Chordata; Actinopteri; Acipenseriformes; Acipenseridae. The record is from RefSeq and is a predicted model, not a curated record. The transcript is spliced from 9 exons. Gene Ontology annotation, biological process: acrosome assembly. Bases 415 to 1590 code for a protein of 391 amino acids.
CAUACUGUCAUUAAAAUGGGUGGAUUAACGUUGGGUGGAUUUGCAAACAGUCUAGCAAACAAGGUUAGCAUCACCGCUUAAUCUCAAUGAGACACACCCGUAGCAUCUUGAGAUACAUUACAUUAUAGGCCACAUAACAUCCUCUCAGUCACGAGAUAUGCACAUUGAUUUACAAAACUUGACCAGUUACCAAGAUCAUUACAUCCGUUUAAUUAAAACGCUGCCUUUGCGUGAACUCCAUGAUGAAAAUAUUAAUCAUCAGCGUCUGGCCGGGAACAGGUCAUCUUCUGUGACGUGGGGCAGUCUCUUUUGCGGCAGGGUUGCCCAGCUGCCACUUGACAGCUACCAGAUGUAGUAAACGCUGGGUGCUAUUUUGAUGGGUCAUAUUUCUCAUGGAACUGAUAGUAACAAAUAAUGUUAUUUAUAUCAAAACCGACAAUAAGCUACGCGCUUCUAUUUUUUAUUUUCAAAAAUGCCGAAUCAGAUGAUGCCUAUCAAUCAACUGACACGAAAGCAGAGUCUGUAGCUGCUCACAACAAUGAUAAUCCAGUUACCAAACUACCAGGGUCUGCAGAUAAUUAUUACUCAACUGCUGUAACACCAGGGACUCCUGCAAUGUCUACUCAAUUUGAAGAACAUUUGAAUCCAGCAGACACCGUGAUUGGACCCUGUAGUGUUACCUGUGGAAUUGGAGUUCAACAAACUCUAAGAACUAAGGGCUGCCCUGGAAAUCACAAACAAUGUGUUUUAGGCGUAAAUGAGUGUAAAAGGGACCCAGAUUGCGGCUACGGUUCGGUUGUACCACGUGGCCGUACCAAAGCUUUGCUUUAUUGUGCCACCAUCAAAUCAGCAUUCAGGUUUACAUACAGGUGGCAACGAAUUGAAGAUAAUAAGGAGCCGUUAACUCUAGAAAAUACUCGUUCUGUCAUUGAAGUGAGACGAAAGAAUUAUCCUGUGGAUUACCAGUGUGACGCUUAUGAAAACGAUUCGCUCACUAGCACAGUACGAUUUACUGUGCAUGAAUCUCUUGGGUUAGAUGAACAUGCUUAUUCAAAAAAAGGCUCACAACCCCUUUUCAUCAGUGUAGGAGUUCUGACCAUUUUGUGUUGCAGUUUCCUUGUAUAUGAAUUGUACAGUAAAAUUAUAUCGAAACGCUUCAAGGAAAUAGAUGCAGAGAACUGCCAAGGCCCAUCUGCAGAUCCUUCUCCAACCCUGGCACCACAGCCUCAACCUGAGCCAGAACCGGAACCAGAACCUGAGCCAGAACCAGAGAAUGAGCCGGAACCGGAACCAGAGCAAGAACCAGAGAAUGAACCGGAACCAGAACCUGAGCCAGAACCAGAGAAUGAGCCGGAACCGGAACCAGAGCGAGAACCAGAGAAUGAACCGGAACCAGAACCUGAGCCGGAACCGGAACCAGAGCGAGAACCGGAGAAUGAACCGGAACCAGAACCUGAGCCAGAACCAGAGAAUGAGCCGGAACCGGAACCAGAACCAGAGAAUGAGCCGGAACUGGAACCAGAACCAGAGAAUGAACCGACACCAGAAGCAGAACAUGAGCCUGCUCAAGCAGAAGUGUCUGACACAUAGAAAAGUGUCUGAAGUACUGAUUAUGGACUUCCAUAUAUCCUCUACAUAUUUCAAACCAAAUAUACAUGUAACCAAAAAAAAGCAUACUGUAGUUACUGCUUGAUCUGCUUCUCCAGCUAUCAUAUUGAAAGUACUUUAAGACGUUCUGAAGAACUGAUAAAGAAUGUGAGAGAGAGAUAAAUAUAUGCACAGUUUUUACUGAUGACUUUGCUUGGUCUUUAACAGAUAUCACAUGUAUAUGUGCCUCAUUUAAAUAUAGGUCCUCUUACUAACGCAGUUUGACAUUGCAACGAGAUUAGGUUGAGUUUUACAGGCUCAUUUCAUGGUGCAGAUGGAAAUGUUGAAAUAGGUGCAUUUAUGUUCUGCAUAUGCAUCAUACUUCAUAUUGGUUUUCUACAUGUGGCAGUGUUCCACACUGUCUGCUUUGAACGGGUUUUUGUAUGCCGAUUCAGAUAUUGCCUUUGACAAGGAAUAAGAACAAUACAUUAAAAACAUGUGUCUUGUACGGGCCCUACCUGGACAUGUGUGUAGAGAGCAGUUAAUUGAGGUUGUUGUUGUUUUCUAAACCCUAGAUUGAGAUGGAUUGUCCCUGGAAGUUGCAAAAAUGGAACGUCUAAUAGAAUACCUUCCUAUUUUUGUGUAGUGUAUGUAUUUUAAAAUAUAUUGAAUGAUAUAACUCACGAAUGAAAUGCUCUUCUGUUUUAAAUGUAUAAACUAGCUGUUCUAAUCCAACACUAAUUUGCUCACAGUGGGCAUGUCAUUCACAACAACCAAACAGGACUAGAAUCUGGAAAUGUAACACUUUCCACAUGAUAGACUAGGGUAGCCAGCGGAUAGUGCUGUACAACUAAAUAAACAGACACUUCAAAUGACCCUCAUUUCACAGUUCAGGCCCGUUUUCUGUACUCCAAAUCUUGACCCGCAUUUGCAUUUUAAAAUCCACAAGAAUACGUAAAGCGUAUUAGGUUCUAUAGAAAGUUACAACUGUAUACAUCGUGUGUGCGCUUUUUGCACAGUCCUGCGCAGCUCUUGUAGGCGAUUGGCUGCUUCCCCACGUAGUAGAACAUGCUCUAGUAUACACCCACUAAGAUGUGGUCACUCCGCAGCUAACCAAUAAGAAAUCAGGAACGAAGCUGCGUUUAAUCCAAUGGAAGCAGAGAGAUUUUAAACACAACUCCCUACAGCUCAGCGGUUAAUUUGAAAGGAAUCAAUGGAGUACGAGGGUGAUGGAACGACUAAACUAUGUUGCUGUAUACAGUGUUUUAGAUAAAAUAAACGAUGAAGAAGACAGUCGAAAUAGCGGUUUCUGAUUGAGCACGAUCAGGUUUAUUGUGGAUGCUACUUGUGGUAUAUAUAUCUGGUACUGGGGGGGUGAGAUGGCGGGGAGCUUGAAAAAGAGCAUGCUGUGCAAGCUUGCUUAUUUGAUGAUGACAAUUUUGGAUGACCCCUAAGAUUAACAGUUUGAUUUUCUUUCAACAAUAAAUGAUGCCAAGUUUGUUUUAGUAUAUAGACCUUCAUAAAUCUUGUCCUUUCAUGCACAAAAAAAAUCUUGUAUUUUGUAUUAGUCCAUGGUUAUGAAACUGAUGCUAAGCUGUUGUGGGUCAGCAUGUGUAUAGUAAACUGUAGAGCUGCAGGGGCUGAGGCUGCUUCUCAUUCUUGCGUCUAUCUUUAUUAUUUCCACAUUGCUUUUCCUUUAUUUUUAUAUUCCAGUGCAUUUCUUGAACAUCAAAUAUAAAAUGUAAUGCAUCACUCUGUUUUAUCCUGGUGUUUAAAAGUAUUAAUGCAUUUUGUUUUUCUUUUUUAAUGAAUGUGGGUACCUUUCUUUGGUAUUACCAAGAAGACCAGAUGUUAUUAUCUUUAUUUCAAACUCUUGUCAUAUAUGAGAAACCCUUAUCAAUACAUUUAUAUACAGUUCAGAUGUACUUUAUUCACUUUGCAAACUCUUACCAGUUUUGCUUAGUGUUUACAAACCAUUUGCCAUUCCCAAUAUGGUGGUCUCUUGUUAGCUUUAAAAUAAAGCAAAGAAUACAACUCCACAGCAACAAGCUACACCACAUAAAUCAGAUCAAGCCAGAACUCUUCUAGAAACUCAUGCCCAACAACAAUGACAACCACUACCAGCAAAGACUACAACUCCACAGCAACAAGCUACACCACAGAAAUCAGAUCAAGCCAGAACUCUUCUAGAAACUCAUGCCCAACAACAAUCACAACCACUACCAGCAAAGACUACAACUCCACAGCAACAAGCUACACCACAGAAAUCAGAUCAAGCCAGAACUCUUCCAGAAACUCAUGCCCAACAACAAUCACAACCACUGCUGGAAAAGCAAGCAGUGUCUCGAUAUGCACCGGAGCCUGAAAGAGCACCAGAGACCGAUAAUGUUUCAGAGCCCAUUUUCAACUAGAAACAAUCUAUGCUCCAUCUUGCAACUGCGGAAGAUACUUCUCCAUCACCUGAAUGUUAAGAGUGGCUGAAAUAAUUCUAUAUAACCAUAUUUCCUUGAUAAUAGAACAGUAAAUAUAUAAAGAAAUUGAAAUAAAAAACCUGCAUGUCGGACCAUUUUUAAAGAUAGAUGGUCUUUUAUAAGCAGUGCAUUGAUUAGGGGGGGGCAGUGUGGGUUCUUUUUAAUUAUUGUCUCCAAAAUGCCUUUGAUUAGAACUUUAAAAAAAAAUAAUAAUAAUAAUAUUUAUAAUUGAUCAUCAAGCAGGAUUAAAGUCCCUGUUCAGGAUUCAAAUUCAUAGCUUUUUCUUGUUUAUGCCUCAUUUCCAGGGUGUUUUAAAUUAACUAGAUCCAUAGUGGUGCAGUCGAGCAAGAACUUGCAUAAGAAGGCUAAAACUGCUGACGAAGGCGACAGCAACAGUCCAUCGACUACUGUGGGCACACACACACACACACAUAAAUAAUGUAAAGCAUUCUGACAAGAUGGAGAAAGAC